Messenger RNA from Oryza brachyantha (malo sina), 1711 nucleotides. RefSeq lists its product as uncharacterized. The transcript has a single exon. Lineage: Eukaryota; Viridiplantae; Streptophyta; Magnoliopsida; Poales; Poaceae. The record is from RefSeq and is a predicted model, not a curated record. Bases 665 to 1429 code for a protein of 254 amino acids.
CUGAUUUGUUUUUGUGCAGAAGCAAACAUCAGAGUCCCUCACUCCCCUUCUUCUACCUCCCACCUCCCCCAUGUGAUGUGAAGCCCUCCCCUGUCCCCUACCUCCCUUGAACACUGGGCCUCUUUGCUUUGCUACAACUCACUGCAGCAGAGCUGCUGCAUUUGUUUUGGUGCACUGCACUCACUCUUGAGCCUCAGCUGCCUGCCUGCCUUUGGUCUUUGGGUCAACUGUUCUCUAUCUUUCCUUUCCCCUCCUCCUGUUCUUCGCUUGUUUGAUUGCUCUCCACUGUUUCGGCUGUGCUUCUCCUCCAUUCCUUUGGGCUCCAGCUUUUCACUAUUCUUGGCAGGUUCUUCUGUUCUUUUGGGCUGUUGCUCUUGUUGUUUCUAACUGUUGUUUGUUCUUCCGUAGUGAUAGGAUCGAUACAGCCAUAAAGGUGGCAAAACCUGAUCUUUCAGAUUCACCUUGGCUGCUUGCUUUGCUCUCUGUGAGCCUCUGAGCAAGUUCGGAGAUUUUUUUCUUCUUCAGAGCUUUUGUGUGCGAGUGAAGAAUCUGGCUUGCUUGCUCUUGUCGUUAGAAAGAAUCUGUUCUUCUUGCAUCUCUUUCUGUUCUUCUAAUGGUGAAUAAUCCCUAGUCAGAUACAGGAGAGGCACAGAGAGAGUGAAAGAUGAGAGCUUUGAGCAGACUAGGCGUCGGGUUGGCCGUGGUGUCCGCGCUGCUGCUCCUCGCGCUCACCGCCGAGCUGUACUAUCUCUUCGUCUACAAGCGCCGGCUGCGGCGCCGCGCCGCCGCCAUCUCCGACGCGGCGUCGUCCCCCUCGUCGUCUUCUCGUGAGCUGCUCCAGCUUUUCUGCUUCAAGAAGCCGCCUGCUCUCGCUUCGACCUACGCCCAGGAGCCGCACGCGGGGGAAGCGAUGGUGGCGGUGGCCGUUGAUGAUGACGACGAGUCGGUGGAGGCGCAGCUGAUGCGGCUGGGCAGCCUCGUCGGCCCGCCGCGGCUGCUGUUCACCAUCAAGGAGGAGACCAAGGAGGACCUCGAGUCCGAGGACGGCCGGAGCCGCUGCGGGAGGAGCCGGAGCCUCGGCGAGCUGCUGCAUUCCUCGGAGACGCCGUUCAUGACGCCUGCUGCCUCGCCGUCGCCGUUGCCGCCGAUGGACAAGUCCUUCAACCCUCUGUUCGAGGCCACGGCGGCGGUGAGCCCGACGGCUGUGACCGUGUCGCCGCCACCCAAGUUUCAGUUCUUGAAGGACGCCGAGGAGAAGCUGUACCGGCGGGCGCUGGCCGAGGAGGUCAUGAGGGCGAGGAGGUCGCCGCAGACGAGGUCGCCGGCGGCCGGGGAGGAGGAUGGCGGCUACAUCACCAUCAUGGUGGGGAAGAACAAUAAAAUCAUCCCCUUGCCGUCACCGCCCAGCAAUGGUGGUGAGCUGCAGUGAGUUGAGUUCUUGCAAAUUUUAAGGAGACUUAAUUAACUUAAUUUGUUCAUCCAGUGUUCUAGUGUAGCUCUUGUCUGUAAUUUUCUCUCUUUGUUUUUUGGUUUAUGGUCUUCUGAUGAUGCCAAAUCGGAUGGUUGGAUGUAUAUAACAUGAAUAUUAUGAGCAACCAAGACCAAUAUAAUUUUCUUCUUCUAAUUUGUAGCCUGUGAGGUGAAAGUUAAUCACAGUAAUUUUGUUGGUGUAGGUGGUAAUUUUGUAGCAGUGCACCUUUAACUUGUAUAA